UGGACAAAAGCCGAGUCGUAUGGGUGUUUUACUGUCUGCGAAAAUAUCUGUAUGAGAGAGUUUGCCUUUAAUAGUUUCGUUAAGAUUUAUUUUGCCUUUAUAUGUGGUAUUAGAAUGGCAAUCGACGUUGUGAGUUAUAUACGGUAAUGAAGAUUAACUUAAGCAGUGUAGUUUGUGCACGAAUGAGAACUUGAAAAUUGAUUUUCUUCGUUAACAUAUAUCCACAAAUUAUUUCCUUUACCUAAGACUCCCAGCAGACAAUUGUUUGGAUAAGUACGAGGCUGAGACAUACCUACGGACACUGUGUACAAGACCGUGAAUGGCAGGUGUGAGGGGAGGACGUCAGACGGGAUGACGAUGACGGGGGUAGAGCCAGACCAUCAGCAGCACGUUUCAGCAUCAGUCAUGGGGGACGACAACGCGUUCUUGACCCGACACAGCAGAUGCAGCUCCAGCAGCAUGGAGGAGGAGGAGGAGGGGGGUCAGCAGCAGUCACAGCAGCAGGAGGCAGGGGCGGAGCAGCUCACUUACAGCAGAAUGGCCCACCUGCUGGCUGUGUACCAAAACAAGGUCCGGGACAGUAAGAGGAUCAUUUCAAGAUUAAAACGACAAAAAGAUGCCCAAUUGCAAGCUGUGAUAAGUCAGUUGUUAUUAUUGGAAGCACAUCUUCGACGAGAGCAGAAAGGAAUUGUUGGGCAGCUGGCUCAACGUGAUCAUGUCAUAUCUGCUCAAAGACAGGAGAUUGAUCGCCUGAGAAGAGAUAAUAGGCGAUUAAUAAACAAACUUAAAAAGUUUAACGAGGUCUGCACGGAUGCUGGAGGAGAUGUGGAACGUUUAGAACCAAGAGUAAAAAUCAGCAGAGUUGAACCUUCAGAGGAGCGUACCUUAUCAAGCAGAAAAGGUCACAGCCAGUCUCUCGCGGGUUCCCCAUCCAGCCGUAAAUCAUCAUCUGGCAUGAUUCGGGUGGCUACUAGUGUCUCGGAACUAAUAAACUGCAGCAAUGGAACAAGUUUUUUUAAACCUCAACAAGCGCUUCAUCAUACAAACAUUCGAAGCACUAAUAGACAACCCACUGAAACUGUCAAUCCAAAUGUGGCUUCAGUCAGGGCUACAACAGACAGAGUGUUUCAUAAACCACCUAUUGCUGAAAAGCCCAGGGUUGCCAGUCGUGUUCCGCGAGGACAACAGAAUAAUCAGAAAAGUCAACACUUGGUUAGAAGUUACGGUGGAAAACAAUGUACAAUUGUUUCCACCAUCAGUCGUCUCCUGGAAGAAGAAUCCGACACAACAACAACAGGUGGCUCAUGCAGUAGUGAACCCUCAUCUCCCGAAGCCACCCUGAAACCAACAACUCCACGGGUUAUACGCUUGGCAAGAAAGUUUGAAGAAGGCCUUAAUUCACAAAACUUAGCUCCUUAUGCUAAUAACUCAUCCAGUGAAUCAUCUCCUGAGUUGGUGAGACAAGAUGAUCGCAGUUCGAAAUCUUAUAUCAUGGAUGAAUAUGAAGUGACUAGUGGUUAUAACAGUGAGUCUGUGAGUGAACAUGAAUAUGAAAAUGUUCGUGUGCUGACUCAGGGAAGUGACGUUAGCCCUUCCACCAAGCCUGUAAAGCAAGAGGAAGGUGAGGAAGAGGGGGAGGAAGAGGACAAUUAUGUUAUCCUCAGAGCUGUGAAAGAGAAUGCUGAUGCUGGAAAUUGGGUCGAUAUCCCAGAAGAUCAACAUAUCUACUCAAAUGUGGAAUUUGCAUCUGGGUUACUAGUGAAGGAUUUGGAAGAUGAGGAAGACCCUAUUAUUAACCAUGAAGACGACGAUAAAUUAGAACAAAACUCGACAAGCAGUGGGCAUGGUGAAGAAGGCAAGGUGUUGGAAACUAACCUUGAUUCUCUAGAUUCAUCUGUAGAUGAUGAUAACUUGUUGUCGGAGAGUUUACGGGCAGCCAUGAAUGUGCCGCGAUCACGCCAUAAUAUCAACUUCAUCAUAGAGUCAGAUGGAGAUCACAUGACGGAGAACUUUGAAGAAUUUACACUAGAUUCUCUAGAACUAGAAGGAGAUCACGAGGAUGAAGACAGAGGAAGAGGAAAGGAGAACUUGCCAAUUUCGGAACAAAGGCGGUGUGGAGAUGGGGCAGAAACAAAGUUGGAGAGUAAGAACAAAGAAGAAAGUAAACUUGAUCUCAGUGUUAAUAGUGGAUCUGCCAGCAUUGUUAUGAUGGGUAGUGGACAAUAUGAAAAGUUUUUAGAAGCAACAGGACUUAGUCAAAAGUCUAUAUUAACCCCUACUCGCAUGUUCUCUAACCACAGGUCCGUCUUGAAACCAAGAGAUGUUAAGCAUCGUAACAAGUUGCGUGCAGCGUUCACCACACUUUCCACGUUAGAGGAAACUCCAAGCUCUGGAGGAGGCUACAGAUACUGGACAGAACCGUACCUCUAGUGUCUACCUCAUAUCUGAUGCACUGCAAGAUUAGCUAUGAUGGGUCUUAACUAUGUGGUGAGAGUAAUUUUUCCAAGCAUUAAUAGGAAAAUUUGGUUUAUGGAACUGUAGUGUAAGGCUCACAGUAGCUUGUUUUGUAGUGUAGUUCUCGGAUUCAAGGCUUAUCAUUACCACUGUACAGUAUUUCAUAGUAAUAAGAGGUGGAUUUUGUAUACUUUUCCUCACUUGAUUUUCUGCUUUACUUUUGUUACAUUACAAAAUAUUUAUAACAGUAGCAGUAUAAUAAUAUUGCCACAUGCUGAAAAUACAUAUAAUGCAAUUUUUCUAUUAAAAGUUCUUAAUUUUACAUAACAUUUUCAUAUAUUUAGUGACAAAUUGAUUUCAAAAUUCUACAAUUGGUCAUUAAAAUCAAAUGGAUGUUGGCAAUGGUUUGUUUAAAUUUUGUAUUUGUACAAUAAACUCUCAUAUAUUAAAGUACUUAUGUAACAAGAUAUUAAUUUCACAAUGUCAAAAUUCAUUUAAGCAAAAUCAAGAUAAGUCUACAAAGUCCAUAUACACUUUACAAAUACUUGUAAAAUUGUAGUCUUUAAUAAGUUCCUAAAUUUAUUACAUUUGUUAUUAUUCUCUCCAGUUUGAAAGAUUUAUGUACAAGGCCAAUCUCCUUAUUAAAUUCUGACUGGAGUUGACUGGACUCUUUACAUUGUCCUUAAAACCUGAUGGUAAAGAGUAGCUUGAAAGGAUUGAUCAUGCUAGAAAUGUUCCACACACUAAUUGUUAUUGGAUACUGCUUUUAAGAAUUGCUGUUGGGCUCCCAUUGUAUUAUUAAUAUUACACUCGGCACUCCAAAAUAUUAGAUCACUCACUGUCUCCAAAUAUAUACAUUAAAUAUGUCGCCAUCCAAAUUUAUGUUGCUCAUCACCCUUUCCCCUGAAAUUGAUGUUUCACACCUACAGUUUCCAUAUUGUUGAAUUAUGUCAUCCAAAGUGCAUAUUGCACACUAUCUUUGCAAAAAUUAUUGAAAUCUUUCCUCAUCCCCUUUCCAUAAGAAAGGCAAGGGAGCCGGUCGGCCGAGCGGACAGCACGCUGGAAUUGUGAUCCUGUGGUCCUGGGUUCGAUCCCAGGCGCUGGCGAGAAACAAUGGGCAGAGUUUCUUUCACCCUAUGCCCCUGUUA
Molecule: messenger RNA, 3602 nt
Organism: Procambarus clarkii (red swamp crayfish)
Lineage: Eukaryota; Metazoa; Arthropoda; Malacostraca; Decapoda; Cambaridae
Source: RefSeq, a predicted model, not a curated record